AUGGAUCACACCCUCUUGGGCUGCCUGCGCAGCCCCCAUGCCACUGCGCAGAGCUUGCACCCUUUCUCCCAGUCUUCUCUUGCCCUGCAUGGAAGAUCUGACCACAUGUCCUACCCUGAUCUGUCUUCUUCUUCUUCCUCUUGCAUAAUAGCGGGAUACCCCAAUGAGGAGGGCAUGUUUGCCAGCCAGCAUCAUAGGGGGCACCACCACCAUCCCGCCGCGGCCAGGCACAGCCUCUGCCUUCAGCCCGACUCAGGAGGACCCCCGGAGCUGGGCAGCAGCCCCCCCGUCCUGUGUUCAAACUCUUCCAGCCUGGGCACUAACACCCCCACGGGGGCAGCGUGUGCGCCAGGGGACUAUGGCAGGCAGGCUCUGUCCCCAGUGGAAACAGAGAAGAGGUCCGGCAAAAGGAAAAGCGACAGCUCAG
This is a messenger RNA of Phaethon lepturus (White-tailed tropicbird), 427 nucleotides long. RefSeq names its product homeobox protein MOX-2-like. The record is from RefSeq and is a predicted model, not a curated record. Gene Ontology annotation, cellular component: nucleus. Gene Ontology annotation, biological process: positive regulation of transcription by RNA polymerase II. Lineage: Eukaryota; Metazoa; Chordata; Aves; Phaethontiformes; Phaethontidae. The transcript has 2 exons. The annotation marks the transcript as partial. Gene Ontology annotation, molecular function: RNA polymerase II cis-regulatory region sequence-specific DNA binding; DNA-binding transcription factor activity, RNA polymerase II-specific.